AUGGACGCAACACGCCCGACUGCCUCGAAAGUUGCUGAAGAUUCGCACAGCUCAGAGGUCUUCUACGUUACCGAACUGUUCGAGCAGAUCAUGAUCCACGUUGACAUGAGAACUCUUCUCCUCGCCCAGCGCGUUGAUAAGCACUGGAGCACGAUAAUUUCAACGUCCAAGCCACUUCAACAGAAGUUGUUCUUCCUUCCAGCAACUCGAGCGCAACUCAUUGCUCUCAAUACAAUCGAGCUAGGCCCCAUCAUCUGGCAUCCCGAAGACGACAAAUGGUGGCGAGCGACUCAGCCAGAGAAUCGCUAUAACAUCUGCAAGUUCUCGAGCAAGUGCUUCAUGACCGGAACGACACACUCUUCGAAACCCUUCCAACUCGCCAUCUACAACCCGAUCCUCUUCAACAUGCCGAAAUCAAAUAAUCCGGUCCUUCAGCACAAGAUACGCAGCGAACCAACCUCGACUGUUCGACCCUCUUGGGAGAAAAUGCUCAUUUUGCAGCCUCCUCAGCCGAAGAAGCUGAUGUACUUCGUGGACACUAGAUAUUCCUCGUGCCAGUACCACGCUGGCGCCCGGAAUUUUCUAGCUGAGGGCGACGCCGCAUUGCUCGAAGUCCUCAGUCUGGCAGAACAGUGCCUGCAGGAGAAGUACAAGUCAACCCAUCCAGAAUGCGUCUGCGAGAUUGGAGGGCCAGGUCGAAAUGCUACUAUGCGCCUUUGCGCCGUCGCUGCGUCUCCUGAAGAUGUCGAGGAGUUCAAAGUUGGCGAGCUGGACACUUGAUUGCAUGGUGACAAAUGCUUUCGUGGAGCCACCGCAUUGUCUGGAGGUGGUUGCUGAGGCAUGAGCGAGGGACUGGACAAGAUACAGACACACAGCAGCUGACAUGGCCUAAGGUCUGCCUCAGAAGCUGACCAUUACGGCCACUCAACGUAUAUUUGCGAGAGCGGUGCGGCUUAUGCAAAAAUACGCAUACAAAACAUGAAACCCAGAAGAGUAUGUACACACAACCUCAGGAUCAGUCCCACAAGUCUGCAUAAGAGCGGAGUUGAUGAUCAUGAGCUAUCAGUGAAUGGAUCUGAGCGGGCCGUUCCACAAGAUGGGGUAGGUGAAUGGGAACAAUAACUCGGCUCCCGAUGACUUGAGUCUUGACUAUAAAUUCAUUUCAGCUCUCACCA
Cercospora beticola is the source of this 1175-nucleotide messenger RNA. RefSeq lists its product as uncharacterized. The record is from RefSeq and is a predicted model, not a curated record. NCBI's taxonomy places the organism in Eukaryota, Fungi, Ascomycota, Dothideomycetes, Mycosphaerellales, Mycosphaerellaceae. Gene Ontology annotation, molecular function: protein binding.